AUGAACUACUUCAACAUACUUCAGAAUGAAGAUGAGGAUGACUUUGUAAUGGUUGGCAGCGGUGAAGCUUCAACUAAUCAACAACAGCAGCAAAAGGAGGGUACAGAGGAGGAAGGUGAGAUUGUAGAGUCUUCAACAACCAACAAUAACAAUAGUACAGCAUUUGGCAACAAUGCCAAUAACAACAACAACUUCAAUCAAAACAAACAACCUCAAUAUACAAUCGACUUGCAAUUGGACUUCUCUCAGGAUGCUGCAUUGUCUUCAGCCGAUCUUACAAAGACGUUUGACGAGUCAUGGGUACUGUGGUACGACUCCAAGUCCAAGGUGGAGCCAAGGGAGAAGUCAGAGAACAGCCAGUACUUGCAGAACAUCUCCAGACUCGGUUCGUUCAACUCCCUAGAGGGCUUGAAGCAACUGUGGAGCAGUUUGGAAUCACCAAUGAACAGUAACAUCAGUAUGUUCAAGGAUGGAAUCGAGCCAGCCUGGGAGGAUAUCAAGAACAAGGAUGGCGGUAAAUAUUCUGUAAAUUAUAUAAUCAAGGACAAUGAGGAGUACACCAAGAUGAUCAAUAGUUGGUUCACUCUGGUCACCACUGUCGUCUUCGCUUCACAAUGGGAGCAGUAUGAGCAAACGAAUGGACUUGUGUUGUCAUUCAGAAGCUGGGGAGCAAGCAUCAACAUUUGGAACAAUGAGUCAGAGAACCAAGAGAAGGUCCAAGCACUCAAGGAUGGUCUUCAGAAUAUACUCAAGUCAAAGUACGCCAAGUACUCUUCGCACAACAACACUAUACUACUCAAGACAUUCAAGAGGAAUGAUGAGUUGAAGAAGAAGAAGAACUUCAAGACAUUCCAAAAGAUUGAUCAUCAUGCCAACCAGUGGAAUGAGCUGAAUGCUCAUACUGGAGCAUUCCAAUCAAGGAAUCAAGAUGGUUGGAUCAGUAACGACUCGGAUCACUCGAACAAUACAUUCGCGAGAGGCAACAACAAUAACAACAACAGCAAUGGUUCAUGGACCUCAACUGCACCCAAUCAACUCAGAAAGUACAACACCAAGCCACUCGCUACCGUGCAGCAGCAAGCUGUGCCAACAUCACCCGAGAUCACACAACCUGCCGAACCAGCGAUCCCCGUUCCAGAGAUCCCAGCAGGAAUGAACGCCUGGUCCACAGGUAUCCUGCUCGGAAGCGAGCCAGUGCCCCUACAGACUCCCUAUGUUGCCAAGGCCCAACCCGUCGAGCCAGCCAAGACCGCUUCAUCGCCAGUCGUCGAGCCAGCUGCACCAGUGCCAGCAGGUGAGACAGUGCCAGCCACCACUACAACCACCACGAGCAAUGUAGAGACCAGCCCUGUUGUGACCCCAACUGUUGUUGUUCCACCCAAUGUCAAUGCCUGGGCCACUGGCUUGCUAUUGCCAAAGUCACCAGUUGUUCAGUCCACCACCAGCAAUGAGACUGUCGCCGCUCCAACCUCUGUUGCUGCUGCUGCCACUGAGAGUACCACACCAUCGACUACCAGCCCAGUGACGACCACUGGAUGGUCUGGAUCAAACAAGAUCGUUGAGCAGCACAAGAAGACAGGAAAGAAGGAUGAUGAGAAGGAGAGAGUUCCAGAUAAGUCGGUCGAGAAGACAUCGGCUACAGCUACCAACACCACCUCGUCAGUUGACAAAACAGAGAAGAAACAACAGAAGCAGAAGCAGACAAAGUUGACAUCAUCCAAUGAAAGCAAGGCACCAUUCUGGGAGGAGUCGGCAGUACCACAGACGACAACGACUGUUGUCUCACCAAGCACAGUCACUCCAGCUGCAGCAGUUGUCCCAACCAAGGAGACCAAACAGACAAAGCAACCAAAGCCAGUGGAUGCACCUGCACAGCCCACAUCCAUUUGGGCCAAGGAGAAUGUGUUGAGAUUGAUGGAGACUGUCGAGAAGGAGAAGGCCAAGGAGGAGAAGGUCAAGCCAGAGCAGGCUAGUGUUGUCGUCCAACAGCAAGAGACUGUUGCUGAGGCACCCAAGGAGGAGUCGACCCGAGUCACCAUCCAGAUCAAGCCACAGACAGAGUUGAAGAAAGUUGAGGUACCAGCUGCACCAGCCAAGGAUGAGUGGACACCAGUCGAGGAGAAGAAGCCAAAGAAGGAGCGCAAGGAACCAAAGGAACAAACAAACAAGGAGGAGAAGGUUGUGGUUCAUCAUCACCAGCAGCAUCAUCAACACAAGGAGGAGAAGUCAUUGAUCCGCACAUUGCAGGUGGAGGAACCAAUCGAGUACAAUACACCAUUGAAACAACAACCAACAAAGAGCACAACAUCACAGACCUCAACAACAACAACAACAGCGAACAGGAACAAGAGCAGUGGUGGCAAGACAUCGCCCAAUACCACCUCGGCAAACCAAUCAAAUAGCGCCCUGACCAAGCCCAAGGCAAAGCCAAGCAACAAGCCAACAGCGACAACCACCACCCCGACGGGCAUCGAUUCCAAACUCGUAGGAUUCAUUGCGAUGUUUGUUGCACUCUUACUCGGCCUACUCUUGAAAUACUUCCUUUUCUAG
Acytostelium subglobosum LB1 is the source of this 2550-nucleotide messenger RNA. RefSeq lists its product as hypothetical. Gene Ontology annotation, cellular component: eukaryotic translation initiation factor 4F complex. Gene Ontology annotation, molecular function: translation initiation factor activity; RNA 7-methylguanosine cap binding. Gene Ontology annotation, biological process: translational initiation. The coding region runs from base 1 to 2550 and encodes 849 amino acids. NCBI's taxonomy places the organism in Eukaryota, Evosea, Eumycetozoa, Acytosteliales, Acytosteliaceae. The transcript is spliced from 4 exons. The record is from RefSeq and is a predicted model, not a curated record.